GCAGCGGGCGGCGCGGGGCUCCCGGGGCGGGCCGGGCCGCGGGGGCCGCUCGCGGCGACAUGGAGGAAGAGGGCAAGAAGGGCAAGAAGAGCCCGCUGUGUCCUUCAGUUGGCGAUUACUCAUCACAAGGUGUCCCAUUUUAAAAAGGACAGGACUCAUCGAGCUGCCAGAGAACCAGUAGACCAGAGUGGAUUUCAUAUAAAGUGCACAGUUGUCACAGUGAUUCUUCGAUGGCAGUGUUGCACCCUGGGGUGAGGAGGCCGGAAGACCACUGCAGGAGGGCUACCUGAUUCUGCUCUGCAGGGGCAGCUUUUAGAAAGAAGGAGAAAGCGGAGUCCAGACAGUACCCAUGGUGCCCUGUGUGUCUAAAGAGAGGGAGGGCUAACAUCUGACCAUAUUUUUCAACAAGCUCAGAAGUGAACAGAGGAGAAUGCCCAGUAACUAUCGGCAGAGGGGGAGGAACCAGAAUUCCUCCAGAGAAAUUCCUCCUCACACAGACUUUCCAGCGGGGUGUUCCAUGGAGAACGAGCCUGGAAUUGUGUCGCCGUUUAAACGAGUAUUCCUAAAAGGUGAAAAGAGUAGAGAUAAGAAAGCCCAUGAGAAGGUGACAGAGAGGCGCCCUCUGCACACUGUGGUGCUGUCCCUGCCUGAGCGCGUCGAGCCCGACAGACUGCUGAGCGACUAUAUCGAGAAGGAGGUGAAGUACUUAGGUCAGUUAACAUCCAUCCCAGGAUACCUGAAUCCCUCCAGUAGGACUGAAAUCCUGCAUUACAUAGACAAUGCAAAGAGAGCCCACCAGCUCCCCGGACACCUGACCCAGGAGCAUGACGCUGUGAUCAGCCUGUCUGCCUACAACGUCAAGCUGGCCUGGAGGGACGGGGAGGACACCAUCCUCAGGGUCCCCAUCCAUGACAUCGCCGCCGUGUCCUACGUGCGGGAUGACGCCUCACACCUGGUGGUCCUAAAGACAGCCCAGGACCCCGGCAUCUCCCCCAGCCAGAGUUUGUGUGCAGAAAGUUCCAGAGGCCUCACCGCAGGCUCCCUGUCAGAGAGUGGAGUGGGGCCUGUGGAGGCAUGCUGCCUGGUGAUCCUGGCCGUGGAGAGCAAGGUCGCCGCAGAAGAGCUGUGCUCCCUGCUCGGCCAGGUCUUCCAGAUCGUGUACACGGAGUCCACCAUCGACUUCCUGGACAGAGCCAUAUUUGACGGGGCCUCGACACCCACCCACCACCUGUCCCUUCACAGUGACGACUCUUCCACAAAGGUGGACAUGAAGGAGUCCUAUGAGACGGAAGCCAGCACUUUCUCCUUCCCCGAGUGUGCGCAUGCAGGCGGCGUGUCGCCCUUGUCCUUCUGCACGCAGACGGCGCCCCACGCCAAGACGGUCAGUGAGAGCGAGCUGAGCGCCACGGCCGCCGAGCUGCUGCAGGACUACAUGCUCACGAAACUCGGUCAGCUGGCUGAGCAUCACUGUGGGCUCCAGGGCGCUGGUCGCUGCCCCCCGGCAGUGGUGUGCAGACGCGCCCUCUGCCCGCUUGCGGGCAGCCUGGUCAGCCGCGCCUGCAGAUUAGGGCGGAUGGUGCGGGCUCCUCUCUCCCCUGCCGGCCGGAGCCGUGGAGCUGCAGGUCCUCUGGGGUCUCGUGGCGUGUGGGCAGGGGGGCGGCAGCGCCGGUCACCACCCCGCCCCGGGCCCGGCUCUCUCGGCAGCUGCGCACCAAGCUGUCGUCGCAGGAGAUCCAGCAGUUCGCGGCGCUGCUGCAUGAGUACCGCGACGGAGCCUCGGUGCACGAGUUCUGCAUCAACCUGCGGCAGCUCUACGGGGACAGCCGCAAGUUCCUGCUGCUCGGUCUGCGGCCCUUCAUCCCCGAGAAGGACAGCCAGCACUUCGAGAACUUCCUGGAGACCAUCGGGGUGAAGGAUGGCCGCGGGAUCAUCACCGACAGCUUCGGCAGGUACCGCCGGGCCAUGAGCUCCACCUCCACCUCCACCUCCAACGGGAACAGGGCCGCGGGCAGCUCUGACGACCAGUCCGCGCCCUCGGAGGGGGACGAGUGGGA
Messenger RNA from Lagenorhynchus albirostris (white-beaked dolphin), 2054 nucleotides. It is a transcript of the gene CCM2, whose product is annotated as CCM2 scaffold protein. The transcript has 15 exons. NCBI's taxonomy places the organism in Eukaryota, Metazoa, Chordata, Mammalia, Artiodactyla, Delphinidae. Bases 431 to 1912 code for a protein of 493 amino acids. Gene Ontology annotation, biological process: vasculogenesis; heart development. The record is from RefSeq and is a predicted model, not a curated record.